CGGCAUCGAUCUUUGUUUAUGUUGUGUUGUUAUUUUGAAUAAAUACAAAUUGUGCCGCCAAUUUACCGUGUCAGUUGCCUAUUUCGGUUAAAUGAAUUAGCCCAACUAUUUUCUGGACAGGUGAACCGAAUUACACUUUCCUCGGAUGCCACGAUGGAUGCCAUAACGGAAUUUGAAAACCUGUUCGAUGCUUGUGACACGGCAAACUUGGGAAAAGUGCCGGUCUCUAAACUGAUAAUGGCUGUAACUAAUGAAGUCAAUGCCUUCAAUAACAAUGAUCAUCAGCAGCAUGAGAAAGAAGAACUACUGGACACAGUACGCUGUCUUCUGGAUCCAUCAGAUCAAGAUAUUCAAGUUGACAAAGCCACAUGGAUGGCAGCUUGGUACAAGCAAGCAGAAUCUCCUUCUCCUAAAAAAUCUAAAGUGUACAACAUAUCAGAUUUGGCAGGGGGUGAUGACUUAGGCAUAGGUGACGAAUUUCAAGGUCCCCUUGACGUGUCGAAGCAUUCCUACUGUUUCUCACCUGGCUCUCGCUCCUCUAGUUUAGAAGACUCUGAAGAGGUGGUACAACUCAAAGAGGAGAUCCAACAACUUCAGUGCUCCUUAAAAACUCAAAAACAGCAAUUACAGAAGCUAGAUGAUGCAUUAAACCAAGAACAAAUUGAAAAGCAAGAGCUGGAAAAAUUGAAGGAUGUUGAAGUAAACAAAAUGUCCAGACAAAUCAAAUCCCUUCUAGAAAGUAAUGAAUCACUGAAAUGCUCUCUUGAAGUUAGUGAGAGUGAAAAGCUCGAAUUAUGCAAAUCUUGUGAUAGUCUAUCUGUUACUGAGAGGCAACUGAACCUUCAACUUACGGAACAAAAGCGAGUGGUAGCUGAAUUAUGUUCAGAAGUAGAGGAUUUGAACCAGCAGAUUGAAAACUUAAAAUCAGAUAAACAGGAGCUUGAAAAUAAACUAGAGCAGCAGGCAAACGCCCAGCAGGAGCAGAUGAUGGAUUAUCAGAAAACUAUUCAAAAUUAUCUUGAUGAGAAAAGUGAACUAAACUUCCAAAUAACUAACUCAAUGCUUCACAAAAGACAUUUAUCAACCUACUCGGAUGAUUUGGAUUGCAGUGAUAGUAGUAACCUUCAAUCGGAGCUCGCGCCUUUCCAUUUUCAGGCAAACAGUUUAAAUCUUUCUGAUUCCCCUCCAGCUUUGCAAAAGUCUUUAUUGAUAGAAAUGCAAGCUGCUGUGUCUUGUGAUGCUGAAACACAGACCCAAGACAAUUUUAAUGUCACACCUCUUACACCCUUAAAAACAAUUGACAAAUGUAUUCAAGCAGAGUUUGCCUCAAAAGAAUUGGUUGUCCUCAAAGAGGAGAUCCAACAACUUCACUGCACUCUGAAAAAUGAAAAACUGGAAGUGCAAAGGCUACAUGAUGCAUUAUGCCAAGAGCAGAUUGUAAAGCAAGAGCUAGAAAAAGUGAAGGAUGAUGAAGUGAACAAAUUGUCCAAACAAAUCAAAACUCUCCUAGAGAGUAAUGAAGUACCAAAAGGCUCUCUUGAAGUUAGUGAGAGUGAAAAGAUAGACUUAUACAAAUCUCUUGAUAGCCCAUCAGUUACCGAGAGGCAAUUGAACCUUCAACUUAACGAGCAAAACCAAGUGUUAGCUGCAUUAAGUACAGAGAUUGAGAACUUAAAUCAGGAGAAUGGACUCUUAAAAUCAAAUAUAAAGGAGCUUCAAACGAAACUGGAGGUCCAGGGCAAUGUCUAUCAGGAGCAGAGGAUAGAUCACCAGAAAACUAUGGAGAAUCAUCAAUAUGAGAAAAAUGAACAAAGCCCCCAAAUAACAAAGUCUACGCUGAACAAAAGCCUUUCAGCCGGCUUGGAUGAUUUGGAUUGCAAAAGUAGUAGGAAGACCCAAUCAGAACCCGCCCAUUUCAGUCUUCAAGCAAACUGUCAUUUGUCUAAUUCCUCGACCUCUCAGUUGGAAAAAUCUUUACUACCAGAGGUGGAAAUGAAAGCUAUGUCAUGUCAUGCUGAUGCACAGACUCAAGGAGUUUUUAAUGUCCCAUCUCACAUGCCCACAGAAAGAGUUGACAAGAGUAUUCAAGCAGAAGUUGAGAUGUGUCCUGUUGAGACUCAAACCUCUCCUCAUGCUUCUGAAAAAGACUAUAAACUGUGUUUACCAAGAUAUCUUACAAAAUAUUUUUUUCAGAAACUUCCUCCAACAAAUGCCACUGAAGUUGCCAUUAAAUCUCCUGACUUAUCAUUGAGGAUAUUAGACGAGCAAAGCAGUGUGCACAAGAAAUUCUCAUCAGUUUUGCCUCAUAAAUCACGGUGCUUGUGGGUCAUUUUCACCCUUAUCAUCUUUCUUGUCCUACUCGUCAUAUCCACCAUAUUUUGUACAGGAGCAGUUUUGCAAAUUGCUUCUGAUGCUGGCCUGCUGUCUUAUCCAUAUGCAGGCCCAUCUUCUGAUUUUGUGAAACGCAUUAUAAAACCUCUUGUGAAAACCAAUCUCCGACCAAGAAAUGUCCCAGUAUAAUAUAAUCUUCUAUUAUGAUUAGAAAAAAUAAGAAUCUUAAGUUAAGAGUGCCAAGAAUGUUCCAUUUAAGGCAAAUUCUCCAGUGCCAUUUUCUAUAACUUCUCAGUGGUGAUUGGUUUUGUGAUACAUUUAUCUUUUUUGUUUGUUUGAUGUUUCUUUGAUUAGAAUAAGAAUCUCUGUGCUUAUCUCACCAAUGUGAUCAUCUCAAACUAAGUCACUGUUAUUUCUUAGUUUCUAUUAGUAACAAUAAUAUUUUUUUUAGCAGUUUGAACUCAAAGGAGAAUAAAUCAAAUCUUAUCAAUCCAUGGAA
Messenger RNA from Thrips palmi, 2830 nucleotides. RefSeq lists its product as uncharacterized. Lineage: Eukaryota; Metazoa; Arthropoda; Insecta; Thysanoptera; Thripidae. The transcript is spliced from 17 exons. Bases 154 to 2520 code for a protein of 788 amino acids. The record is from RefSeq and is a predicted model, not a curated record.